Pogoniulus pusillus (Red-fronted tinkerbird) is the source of this 8351-nucleotide messenger RNA. RefSeq names its product F-box and leucine rich repeat protein 18 (gene FBXL18). Gene Ontology annotation, cellular component: SCF ubiquitin ligase complex. Lineage: Eukaryota; Metazoa; Chordata; Aves; Piciformes; Lybiidae. The record is from RefSeq and is a predicted model, not a curated record. Gene Ontology annotation, biological process: SCF-dependent proteasomal ubiquitin-dependent protein catabolic process. The transcript is spliced from 5 exons. Bases 275 to 2635 code for a protein of 786 amino acids. Gene Ontology annotation, molecular function: protein binding.
GCCCGGCGUGAGUCAGCUGUUAGCCUGGCACUGUGCCCGCGGCUGGGAGCUGCCGAGGGCGGAGGCGGCAGAGCAGCCGCUCGCCCUUCCUCCUGCUGUCUCCCGACACCUAGGCACCGGUGGCCUUGGGACAGAGGAGAGGGAGCCAGGCUCCAGCCACUGAACAUUAGGAAUUGGUCUCCGCAGAUCACUGCCGCCCCCCGAUGAGAGCUCCGCCAGAGGCACUCGAGCUGUGAGCGGCCGCGCGGCCCAGCAUGGCCUCGCCACUCCCGUCAUGGCGGCGCCGCUCUGCAGAUGGCGCCGAGCGCCCUCCCGCCGCCCGCCAGGCCACGCUGCAGAUGGCGGCGCGGGUGUGGCGAGCCGCGGAAGCUGGGUCAUGGCAGCGCCGGAAGAGCCGUGCGGCGGCCGGGCCGGCGGGGAGCCAGGCCGGGACGCGGCUGGUUUGAGCGGUACCCGGGGAAGGCGGUGGCGGCGGCGGCAGGACCGCGCAGCCGUCGCCAUGUUCCGCUGUGGAGAGGAGAUCGUAAGUGGGGACAGUGAAGAGGAAAACAGUGGUGUCAACUUGAUGGAUUUCUCAGAUGAGAUCCUUUUGCACAUCCUCAGUUAUGUUCCUUCCACUGACCUUGUCCUGAACGUCAGGAGGACCUGCAGGAAACUUGCAACACUUUGCCUUGACAAGAGUCUGACCCAUACAGUUUUACUUCAGAAAGACUAUAAGGUAAACAAAGACAAAGUGAAGCAGCUGAUGAGGGAUAUUGGAAAAGAGAUUUACCAGCUGAACAUGGCUGGGUGCUAUUGGCUGCCCAGCUCCACUAUCGAUCACGUAACACGCUGCAAGAACCUGGUCAAGCUGAACCUGUCUGGGUGCCACGUCACCUCUCUCCGUCUCUCAAAGAUGCUGUCCACGCUCCAGCACCUGCGCUCCCUGGCGAUCGAUGUCAACCCGGGCUUCGACGCCAGCCAGCUCAGCAGUGAGUGCAAAGCCACGCUCAGCCGUGUCUCGGAACUGAAGCAAACCCUUUUCACGCCGUCGUACGGGGUCGUUCCCUGCUGCACGAGCCUGGAGAAGCUGCUGCUUUACUUUGAGAUCCUUGACCGAUCCCGAGAAGGUUUUAUGCUCUCUGGGCAGCUAAUGGUCGGUGAGAGCAAUGUGCCCCAUUACCAGAACCUCCGUGUCUUCUAUGCCAGGCUGGCUCCUGGCUAUGUUAAUCAGGAGGUGGUGAGGCUGUACUUGGCUGUGCUGAGUGAUCGGACGCCUGAGAACCUUCACGCCUUCCUUAUUUCUGCCCCUGGUAGCUUUGCAGAGACAGGAGCCACUAAAAACCUCCUGGACUCUAUGGCUCGAAAUGCACGUCUGGAUGCUUUACAAUUGCCCAAAGCCUGGAUUAAUGGCUCUGGGCUCCUGCAACACUUGAAGUUCAACAACCCUUUCUACUUCAGCUUUAGCCGAUGCACCUUGUCUGGUGGUCACCUGAUCCAGAGGGUUAUUAAUGGUGGGAAGGAUCUUAAAAGCUUGACCAGUUUGAAUCUCAGUGGUUGUGUCCACUGUCUGGCUCCGGAGUCCUUGUUUCGGAAAGCAGAAGAUGACAUUGACAGCAGCAUUCUGGAAAGCCUGGUGGUGUCUUGCUGCAACCUGAGACACCUCAACCUCUCUGCAGCUCACCAUCACAGCUCAGAAAGCAUAGGGAAUCACUUGUGCCAGCUUCUGUCCAGGCUAAAGCACCUGCUCUCCUUAGCGCUACCGGUUUGCUCCAUCACAAACGUUGCUGCAACCGUGGAGAAGCCUCCCACAGCGUCUAAUUUGGUGCCCCAAACAUUUGGAAGGAAAGUUCGGAUUGGGAUACAGACGUGUCCGAGGAACUUAGCAGACCAGGCAAAUCAGAAGAUAGAGUCUUCGGUCUUCUGGGCUCUGAUGGGAAGCCUCCGAUUUUUGGAAACCUUGGAAAUAAUUGGGUCCAGUUUCUCCUCUGCCAUGCCCCGCAACGAGCCAGCGAUUCGCAACUCGCUGCCUCCUUGUGUCCGGGCACAAAGCGUGGGGGAUUCAGAGGUGGCUGCCAUUAGCCAACUGACUUACUUGCAGAGCCUCACCUUAGCACAACUGCCAAAUAUUCUCACUGGCUCCGGGCUGGUUAGCAUCGGAUUGCAGUGCCAGCAGUUGCGGACUCUUUCCUUGGCCAACCUGGGCAUGAUGGGGAAAGUGGGCUAUAUGUCUGCUCUCAUGGACAUGCUGAAACACUGCAAGUGUUUGAGAGAUCUCAGGCUGGAGCAGCCGUACUUCUGUGCGGGUGCCCAAUUCUUCCAGGCACUGAGUCACUGCUCUGCUCUCCAGCGGCUUUGCAUCGUCUCCCGGAGUGGGACUCUGCAGUCUGACGCAGUGAUGUCAUUCAUGGCCAACUGCCUUGAGGUCAUCAUGUGCCACAUGUUUAUGGGAGAAUCUCUUACUGCUUGCAGAAAUCUCCAGCAAUCUAUUGUCCGGAGUUUCCAGGCAGAUCGCCCCGCGUUAAACGUCGUCAUUUUCCCGCUGCUUCACGAGGACUUGACAGAGGUCAUCAGAGAUGUCCCCAUGCGACACUUGGAUGAAAUUACCUUGUUUAAAAGCAGAGUGGCUGAGGAACCUCCCAAUUUGUGGUGGUGACUGUCACAGCAUGGGAAGGACCGUGUGAGCACAUGAAACAGCUUCUCGUUGGCCUGGAUUCCCCCACCUUCAGCUCCCGACCACCUCAGUGGAUGCUGUACAAUCACUUUGAGUAGGUGCAACUGCAAAAUAAAAGAAGCUGGUCCUUUGCAGUGGGGAAACAUCUGUUGGAUAUUGCUUGCAUCUGAAAAUCCUGCCUCAGAGGCUUCUGGAAUCUGAGGGGUGUUUUCCUUGCAGUUAAUUAUGAAUUGGUUUGUUAUUUCAUUGCAGUUAAAGGUAGGAGAAACUGACUUAACGAUGCUCUUUCCCCUGUGUCGCCUGGUGUGUUUCCUAGGGGUCCUCGUGUACUUUGGCAGUGUGCUUUGUGAUAUUGGUGGACAUCAUUCUUUGCUUCAGUCUAUUUUUGGCAAAGUAGAAAGCCUAAGCCAGUGAAGAGGCACAAAUAUGUGUUGCUCUGUUGAAGUGCAUCACAUCUUCUCUGUGUUACAGAUAGGCAUUGGUAGUCACACAUAUGCAGUUACUGAUAUUCAAAGGAGAUUUUUUGAUGGAGAAGCACCACAAGGACUCAUUUUUUUUUCAUUUGUGAAUGACAAAUUAAGGUCAUUAGCACCUCAACCAUGGUGUGUUCUUGCUGGUGCUGUUCCAUCAGCUUGGUGGCAGAAGUUCUCAGCUCUUUUGGGAAUCCUUGUGCUAGGGUAGAUGGUGCCUACAGUGACUGAGUUGAGGCUCAAAUCUGAUUUGAAUGCAGUCCAUCUUGUAGUGUAGAUGGGGAUGUGGUGUUCCAGUUCUGUACUUAGAUCCCAUGCCUUGAGCUCAUGCUAAUUUUAGAGAUGUUGUGAAGUAUUUUCACAGUGUGAUUUCAGUCAGCUUCUCUGCUCCACAGAACUUCCUCAGGCAUCAGUAGUGGUCUGGAUCACUUUCAUAUUGCCUUAUUUACUGAGCACUUUUGAAAGCAUCAGACAGCUGUACCAAAAGCCAAGUUAGGAAUUCCUGGAGCUGUGUUUCUGGGUGGCAGCCGGAUUUCCCUUCUGCUGGAGUACUGCACGCUGGGUCCAUCUUCUGCAACACAGCCAGCAACUGGAGCUGUCUCCAUCUCAACUGAUGUGUUGAGCAGUGCUUUUCUGGGGAAGGCUCAGUGUCAUCCAAAGAUGAUGUCCCCAUAGCCUUGCUGGCAUUUUCUACACAAGAUGCCAUCUCCUAAACGAUGCUCUGCUAUCAGUGGGUCAUAGAAAUCCUGGUCUAAUGGCACUAAAGAGAGCAAAAUGUAUUCCACAGCUUUGGAGGAUUUUCCUUCCUUACUUUUCCAUCAGUCGGAUGUGAACCUGCCUGGAAAUCUGUCUUGCUGCUGUGAUUCUUGAGCCAGGCUGCAGCAGGCCUGGUGCUUGGGUAGGUUACAGUGUUAAUGAGAAGGUUACCUCCAACCUUUCUACAAGCACAACUCUGUGCAUUGCCAAAACUGACCCCUGCAGGCACAUGUGGUCUGUCCUGAGCCUCUCUCCCUUCCCUGCUCAGGACAGGGUGCCAGCAGCAGUCUCUAGUUUGCAGCCAGUGACAGGGUGGUGAGGCUGGGUCUUGCUCCUCCAGGAGUGGGUGCAGCUGAGCCAUGAUGGCUCCUGAAAUGUUGGAGACUCUGCCUUAGGUUAGACACCCAGCAGGUGAGCGCCAGGAGCUGGUGCCCUGUUCUUGGCAUCCUGCCACUGUUUUCUCUCCUGUUCUCCCAACGAGGUCGUUCUUUCUACCUCUUGUCAUAUUACUUGUCUGUUUGAAUCCCUUUCUCCCUCUCCAACAGCUUGCUUCUCUCCUUCUCCCUCACUUCAGCAAAUCAGCUGUACUUUUUGGCAGGAACAUGAGCUAUUGCUCUGUCCAGUUCAGGCCACUUCAGCUCUGCCUAGUGUUUGUCUGGCUUUCUUUCCUAGAAUAGCGAGGGUUAGUCAGUGAGUGUUUGCAAAGCUGCUUUCUCCUCCUGGCUAGAAGCAUUAAUAAAGCUGCUUUCUCCUCCUUGUGCCUCCAGGCAGGGUAGAGGGAAGCCUGAGGGGAUGAAGCCAGUUCUCUGAUGCCUACAGGGACCUUUAUGUCCUGUGGUGGAAUCCCAACAUUUGGUGCUACAGGAGUGAGGCCGUCCCCACCCUCAGCAGGGGUGUCCUCUCCACAUAUAAGAGCUUAGCAGAACUGCCAGCUCACCUUUCCCUUGCCAGCUGGGAACCUGUGAUUUGGGACAGAAAACGUUGGUUGCUUAAUGGUGGUGUUAGGCCUUUGGUCUUGAGGUCAGAGUUGCCUGGUGAAACAUGCCUGUACCUUUAGCUUGGCAGAGCGAUGCCCAUCAGGGCAGGCAACCAGGCAUGCUUUAUGGCACCAUUACUCUGGUACCUGGACUGUGAUGUUCUGACAUCUAACUGCCCACUGGUGGGUCAGAAGUCCUGCUGCAAAUGCUACCAGUUAUAACCAGGGCUGGGACAGGUCACCCACAGGUAACGUAGAUAGCACCAGGAAUAACACUCAAGAGCUUAAAAAGCUCCUUCCAGCCUCAGCUCCGGGCCAAGGCUCCAUGUCUCUGCUACAAAUCCUCUUAUGGUGAGUGAGAAUUUCCGCUGCUGCUGCACUCCAGGCAGGAUUCACCAGAUGUUAAUAAUGUGCUUAUUUUCUCUAAGUGCUAUUUUGGCAUCGGUGUUAAUUACAAUUUAUAUUCUGCAACAUUUACACUGGGAAAAGAACCCACCCUAAUAGUCCCCAAUUGGCAGAGCUGGGCUAUUAAACGUAGCACCAUAUGUUCUGAGCAGAGCAAUGGAUGGGGCUCGCAGCCCGCUCAGCGCCGAGGCUCCGCUCUGCGGCGUGAAGAGGAGGAGAGAAGAAUGGAGAGGUGGGUGUUUGGUUCCUGCCUUUCAUUUCGUGUCAAAUUUCCCCUCCUUUCCUCUGCUCUCUGCCCCUGUUUCUCCAGAAAUCUCCCUCCUGCUAUCUGCGAGCAUCUAAUGAGGUGAUCUCGGAGCCUGCUGAUGCCACUGUCCACAGUCUGAAAUAAAUGAAUUCAAUUACAGAAGGUGCCCUUCUCGCAGGGAGAGCCUCUGCAGGAUUCCCAGGCCCUGCUGGUGUGUUUCUUGCUGUGCUCCAGGUCACACCUCUCAUCUUUGGGGACUGCAGAAGGAAUCUUUGCUUUGACCACCGAUGAGGUGUCCAUGCCUCUUUGGGAGAAGGAUGCUCUGGGACAAGUGCCGCUAGGGCUUGCUGCUCUGCUGAUGUCCAAAGGCUUCUCACAGUGGCAUUUGGUCCCUGCAGGCUCUGAAGAGUGAUGGUGGCUUUGGUGUGUGUGGGGGCUCUCGCUGGUGUGUCAGUAGGCUUGUUGGAAGGACUGUAGGUUACAGGAUGUUUCCUCAGCUGUUCUGCAAAGCUGAUUUCAUGCUCUUGUUCAAAAAUGGCAGUGAAUCCACUGCUCAGCUUUGGAGAGGGGCUGCGUGGUGUGGCCAAGCUGAGACUAUGGUCACUUGUCAGUUGGGCAGAUGUCUCAGCAGGAGGAGAGAUGGGAGUGCAAGGAAAGCAGGGCAGGACUGUGCCAUGGACCUUGAACUGAAAGCUGUGCACACAGUGGUGACUGACACUGGCCUCAGUUUCCCCAUCUGUGAGAGGGGAGGAGGACUCACCUGCCUGGCCCAAGGGAGCUUGCAGGGGUGCAAGACACUGUCCCCUUCAGGCAAGGUGGGAGGAGAGGGCAGGGCUGGGGUUGUGAAUGCAGGCUGAGAGGGACCAGGGCAGUGACCCUGCUGGUUUUAACUUGCAUGACUACCUCUUCUUCUGCUGGGGCAUCUGAGGCUCUCAGGGCAGGAUCUGUCCCUUCACUUUGCUGCUCUUCAGAGGCAUGACAGUUGUACAGGAACAGGACUGUGAGUCAGGAGAUGUGGGGCAUUUGGGAUGGGAUGUCCUGCCACGGAAACCUGGGGCUCUUCCCUUUGUGGAACUAGUGGGUGCAGAAGUGUUGUGUCUGAUGAUGCGAGUUGCUGUCCCUCCUUAGCCGGGCACAGCAGAGUGUCCAGCCAAAGCUCCUCUGUCUUGCCUGCAGGGAGACCUGUGCUGGAGCCAGAGGAGCCGUGCUGGGCACUGCAGAGGCAAAUCUCCUUCCACUGCAGCUCUCCUGCCUCUUUGAUGAGAUGUGCCGGCAGCCAGGGUACUCCAGCAGGAGAAUCAUUUCCAUAGAAACCAAUUGGGAUGUUGUACAGGGAAUAAUGAUUAAUAGUGAAGGGAUGUUGCCUCAGGCCCUUUUCAUUUUUUAGGAGGCAGUGAGGGACAAACUGGAGCACAGGCUGGGGGGGGGGACGACGACGACGACAGACUGGCUCGAAAACUAAUGGAAACCAUCCCUUCCAUUAAUUUCCAGGGCAGCUUCCCCUCUUCUCCUCCUCCCCUGCCUCCCACUGCUGCUUCCCAGCUUUCGUCAAAUUUUCAAAAUGGCUAACCUGGUUAGAAAUAAUCAUCAUAAUAAAACAGGAUGGAUGAGCUCUGACUACUAACAUUGUUGCUGUUAGCAGCAGGAUUUCAGCCAUAAAACACGAAGCAAGGGAGGCAUUGACCUUUCCGCUGUUUGAAAUGAAUGGAGACAUCAAUAUCUAUUGUUUUGUGGCAUUGACCUCUGACGCUCUCCUUUCGCCCACCCCCUUCUUCUUGUUGUGCUUUUGCUUUUUUUUUUUUGGUGUAAUUUCCCCCUGACACUGGAGGAAAAGGGUCAGCCUGUACCAUCUAUCGAUCCUGCUCUUGCUGGCUGAUAGGGAAAUAAUUAGAGUUUUAAAGAUCUCUGCUGCACGCCGGUGAAACGCAGCCGAGCCCCCCGCGUCCUGCCUUGCCUUCUUCCCCCCCCCCCCCCCCCCAACCCUCUUCCCCAGCCUUCCUCGCUGAGAUUCAAAGCUCUGAGAUCUUAAGGAGGCCAGAUCAAUAUAGGGUUUAAUCCUGGCAGGGGUUUUAGUUCACUUUUUUUUACAUGGUAAAGUGUAGUGGUUUAUGUUAAUAUUGUCAGAGUCUGGCUGCCUGGUGCCUUGUUUUAUUUAUUGUUUUAAGUAGCCCCCUUCUUUUGUGGACUUCAUCUCUGUACAGAGAAUGUGAAAUCAGGCAUUGCUAAUUAGCUGUAUGACAAUUAAGUAAUGUAGCACAAAACCAUUAGGACACUGGAUUUGUUUUUGAAGUUUGUCCUUUGAAGUGGAAGCUGCAACUCCCUGCCCAAGGCUGCCGGGGAAAAUGGUUUGCUAUCAAAACUUUGUUUGAGAAGAAAAUGUCAGUGUAAGAGUCUCUGCUGCUGUCAUCUCUCCCCACAGACAGCGCUGGGAACUGUUCCUCGCUGUGACAACUGCUGCCAUGGAUGGGAAGGGGAGUGCAGAAAAGCACCACGUGGGCAGUUGGUCUCCAGCCACCCUGGGUUCUGGCAGAUGAGUUACCAAACCUGCUCGUUUAGCUUGUCGAAAGAGAACGGUGCCACUUCAGGAGAGAAGACCCAGGGCAUGGCCGUGGGCCCGAAGGGAGGUGACCCUCAGAGCUGUGGGUUCGCCUCUGACACCUCGGGUGCCUCUGGGCCCAAAGAUCAACGGGCCGCUGGGUUUGGGCUCCUCCUCUGUGCACUCGUUUGACACUUGUGUUUGCAUCUGGCCCUUUGUUCUAGUAGUGAGUCGAGUUCUGAAUGUGCAACUUUGCUGUACGCUGGUGGCAUGUAAAACUUCAAAUAAAGAGUGAAACUGAGCUGGAA